Molecule: messenger RNA, 1017 nt
Organism: Rotaria sp. Silwood1
Lineage: Eukaryota; Metazoa; Rotifera; Eurotatoria; Philodinida; Philodinidae
Source: the annotation of a GenBank genome assembly
AUGUUUUACUCGAGAACAAUUCCAAUAAGUAUUGUACCAUCGCUUAAUUUUCCUACUGGAGAAAUACCCUUGCAAAAUCUGAACAAAGAACAAGCUUCUUUUUUGUGGUAUCAAUUAUUAAUUAAAGUAUUAAAACGUAUCCCAUCAACAUCUGUUUCACACAAUGAUUUAUUGACAAAGUGUCGACUGGAACACUCAAACAACAACAUAAAAUUAGGCGAAAUUCAAGAAUUUGAGGAUACUUACAAUUCAGACAAUGUAAUUGCAUGGUAUACACGAGAUGCAUUUCUUUAUCGUUUAAUAAAUAAAGCAUUAAAAGAAAAGGAUAUUAUUGUUAUGUAUAAAUUUCGUUUUGUGCUAAUUGAUCUUCAUGAUCGCCUCGUUCAAUUACAUGGUGCUUAUAUUAAUUCACUUAAAUCACAUGAAUCAACGAUAUCUGAACUAGUUGUGUUUCAUGGACAAGGAUUAACCCUUACCGAACUACAAAAUCUAAAAGGUAAUAUAAAAGGUCGAAUUUCAAUGAACAGCUUCCUUGUUGCAAGUACAUCGAGGGAAAUUGCACUUCUUUCUGCUGGUAAUGGAUCAGGACGUCAAGUAGUAGAAUCAGUUUUCUUUGAAAUUCAUUGUCCAAUAAUGAACUAUUUCACAAAACCAUUUGCUCAUAUCCAACAAUAUAGUUAUUCGAAAACCAAAGACGAAAUUUUGUUUAGUAUUGGAACAGUUUUUCAUCUUGCUUUUGUUGAAACACUAACAGAUCAACUUUGGCAUAAAGCUUUGGAAAUUGGAGAAAAUUGUUUGGAAUUCGAUGACACUGCAAUUCGAUUAGUGUUACCUAAUAUUGUUAAAGUUUUUGAGAUAAAACACGAUUAUGUAACUGCAUUAAAAUAUAUGACGCGAUUUCUUCGUAUUUUACGAAAAGAUCCUACUGUUACUUGGGAUGAUCUAGCAACGGCAUAUUUCAAUAUUGGUUUUAUUAAUUAUUGCAGACAGCAACGAUUUCUUGGCAUCGAUAUUUAA